AAUUAAAUUUUAUUUGGUUCUUAAAAGAUUUCUUUGUUGGAUAACAAUUACAGUUUUGAGCUAGUCUGUAAUUUUAUUGAUUUAAAUUUUUUAAAAAUAUGUGGUGCAGCUUUGUCCAGACAAAGCACUUCUCAAAGCUCGACGUUUUCGUAUAAAAUGAUUGCAACCCUUGAUCAACGUGCUUACUAUGAAAUCAGCUAGCAAUUGGGAUACUCGAAGCACGUUAAAUAUAAUUCUUUAUCGCCGUAAGAAUGUCUGAAAAAGUAGACCAAACGCAAUUCAAUGAGGACGAGCUGGAGGCUCCGUCCUGGCUGAAUGGACAGUUCCUCGGCGGAAUCCUGGCGGCGUAUGAAAAUUGCUCGGAGCUGAAGGUGACAGGUCUGAAAAUUACUCCAGCCACAGCCCAGGGAGAUCAUUACGCUAGCGUGAUGUUCCGGGCCACCGCGGAGUACUCCACCUCUAAGGGUAAGUUCUCAAAGCCCCUGAUCAUCAAGACGAUGCCUGAGCAGGAGGGCCACAAAAAGGACAUGCUGGCCGAGUCCCACCUUUUUGAGACUGAGAUCGGCAUGUACUGCCAGGUCCUGCCGGAAUUCGAGAGGAUCAUGGUGGAGGCGGGGGACACUACUAAGCUGUUCGCCCCCUGCCUCUAUCACAGCCUGGAACCGCGGCAAGUUAUGAUUUUUGAGGACUUGGUGUCGCUGGGAUAUUCCGUCGUUCGAGAUCGGCCCGUAAGCCAGGAGGAGCUCAAAGCCGUAUUCUCCAAGCUGGCAAAGUGGCAUGCAGUGAGCAUGAAACUAAUAAUGGAGCAACCUGAUUUCCUAAAGGAGUACAAAUACGGCCUGUUCGACUUGCCCCACUUCGUGUCGGAUCCCAUGAUUACCUCUGGCAUUGAUAAUUUUAUCGACAUGUUGGACAAACUUCCUAAUUUGAAAAAGUACAGGCUGCACUUUGAGAAGAUAAAGGAAAACUAUCUCGAGCGUAUGCAAUGUGAAUUGCAGGAAUAUCACCAGAAUAGACGAUCUGAUGCCUACUACGUUCUUUGUCACGGUGACUUUCAUUUGCGGAAUAUGAUGUUCAAGAACGACCAGAAAACGGGCGCUUUGGAAGACGUCAUGUUGGUGGACUUUCAGAUCAGCAACCUGAGUCCCAUUUCGACAGACCUCAUUUACUCAAUCUACAUGCUGAUGGAGCCGGAGCAGCGCCGGGAAAUGGGCAAGGAAUUGAUUAAUUACUACUUCUCCGUUCUGCUGGCCACUCUUCAGAAAAUAGGGUACAAAGGUGAGAUGCCCACGCAGGCCAAGCUCUGGGAGCAGAUACACCGGAACAAGUACUAUGACUUCUUUUUGAUCAGCACCUUUCUCUCCUUAAUUUUGGCCGUCAAGUCAAACAGUUUCAAAAUGAAUGAGCUCAUCCAGGAUCCCGAAACGCGGAAAAAGGCCUACUUCAUGGACACUUAUGUCAGGGAUGUGGAAAAGCUGCUGCCCAAGUUCGAAAAGCUGGGCUAUUUUAAGGGCUUGUGAGUGAUGGUCAUGGGGCCAUGUUGUGAGAUAUGGAUCUGUAAUUGUUACUUAAAUGAAGUGCUUGAUUAAAAGUGUAAAAUUAAAAAAUCUACCUGAUUGAUAAGAAUGUUAGUCACGUUAACCACAAAAGCUAUUGAAGGAAUAAACAAUAUGAAUGUAUAUACAAGUUUUCAUAAA
Drosophila ananassae is the source of this 1697-nucleotide messenger RNA. RefSeq lists its product as uncharacterized. The transcript is spliced from 3 exons. Lineage: Eukaryota; Metazoa; Arthropoda; Insecta; Diptera; Drosophilidae. The record is from RefSeq and is a predicted model, not a curated record. The coding region runs from base 252 to 1520 and encodes 422 amino acids.